GGGGCUCGCUCCUCGCGAGGUGCUCACCCCGUAUCUGCCAUGCAAAACGAGGGAGCGUUAUGAAGGAAUCCGUCUUGUAAAGCCAUUGGUCCUGGUCAUCAGCCUCUACCCAAUGCUUUCGUGAUGCUGCUGCUGAUCUAUUUGGGAAGUUGGCUGGCUGGCGAGGCAGAGCCUCUCCUCAAAGCCUGGCUCCCACGGAAAAUAUGCUCAGUGCAGCCGCGUGCAUGAAUGAAAACGCCGCCGGGCGCUUCUAGUCGGACAAAAUGCAGCCGAGAACUCCGCUCGUUCUGUGCGUUCUCCUGUCCCAGGGCCAAAAAACCCACCUGCACUGCAUGGUUUCCCCAGCAAGAACAUCCCAGUGAGAAUGGCCCACAGAUGCCUGGGCAUGGCUCACCUGCAACUUCAACCAUGCAGGUGCUGCUGCUAACAUCUGCAGAAGAUUUGGACUGCACUCCUGGAUUUCAGCAGAAAGUGUUCCAUAUCAAUCAGCCAGCUGAAUUCAUUGAGGACCAGUCAAUUCUAAACUUGACCUUCAGUGACUGUAAGGGAAAUGACAAGCCACGCUAUGAGGUCUCAAGCCCAUACUUCAAGGUGAACAGCGAUGGCGGCUUAGUUGCCCUGAGAAACAUAACUGCAGUGGGCAAGACUCUGUUCGUCCAUGCACGGACUCCCCAUGCAGAAGAUAUGGCAGAACUCGUGAUUGUCGGGGGGAGAGACAUCCAGGGCUCCUUGCAGGAUAUAUUUAAAUUUGCAAGAACUUCUCCUGUCCCAAGACAAAAGAGGUCCAUUGUGGUAUCUCCCAUUUUAAUUCCAGAGAAUCAGAGACAGCCUUUCCCAAGAGAUGUUGGCAAGGUAGUCGACAGUGACAGGCCAGAAAGGUCCAAGUUCCGGCUCACUGGAAAGGGAGUGGAUCAAGAGCCUAAAGGAAUUUUCAGAAUCAAUGAGAACACAGGGAGCGUCUCCGUGACACGGACCUUAGACAGAGAAGUAAUCGCUGUUUAUCAACUAUUUGUGGAGACCACUGAUGUCAAUGGCAAAACUCUUGAGGGGCCCGUGCCUCUGGAAGUCAUUGUGAUUGAUCAGAAUGACAACCGACCGAUCUUUCGGGAAGGUCCCUACAUCGGCCACGUCAUGGAAGGGUCACCCACAGGGACCACGGUGAUGCGGAUGACAGCCUUUGAUGCAGAUGACCCAGCCACUGAUAAUGCCCUCCUGCGGUAUAAUAUCCGUCAGCAGACGCCUGACAAGCCAUCUCCCAACAUGUUCUACAUCGAUCCUGAGAAAGGAGACAUUGUCACUGUUGUGUCACCUGCACUGCUGGACCGAGAGACUCUGGAAAAUCCCAAGUAUGAACUGAUCAUCGAGGCUCAAGAUAUGGCUGGACUGGAUGUUGGAUUAACAGGCACGGCCACAGCCACGAUCAUGAUCGAUGACAAAAAUGAUCACUCACCAAAAUUCACCAAGAAAGAGUUUCAAGCCACAGUCGAGGAAGGAGCUGUGGGAGUUAUUGUCAAUUUGACAGUUGAAGAUAAAGAUGACCCCACCACAGGUGCAUGGAGGGCUGCCUACACCAUCAUCAACGGAAACCCAGGGCAGAGCUUCGAAAUCCACACCAACCCCCAAACCAAUGAAGGGAUGCUUUCUGUCGUCAAACCAUUGGACUAUGAGAUUUCCGCCUUUCACACCCUGCUGAUCAAAGUGGAAAAUGAGGACCCACUCGUACCCGAUGUCUCCUAUGGCCCCAGCUCCACAGCCACUGUCCACAUCACUGUCCUGGAUGUCAACGAGGGCCCAGUCUUCUACCCAGACCCCAUGAUGGUGACCAGGCAGGAGAACAUCUCUGUGGGCAGUGUGCUACUGACAGUGAAUGCCACGGACCCCGACUCCCUGCAGCAUCAAACCAUCAGGUAUUCUGUUUACAAGGACCCAGCAGGUUGGCUGAAUAUUAACCCCAUCAAUGGGACUGUUGACACCACAGCUGUGCUGGACCGUGAGUCCCCAUUUGUCGACAACAGCGUGUACACUGCUCUCUUCCUGGCAAUUGACAGUGGCAACCCUCCUGCUACGGGCACUGGGACUUUGCUGAUAACCCUGGAGGACGUGAACGACAAUGCCCCCUUCAUUUACCCCACAGUAGCUGAAGUCUGUGAUGAUGCCAAAAACCUCAGUGUAGUCAUUUUGGGAGCAUCAGAUAAGGAUCUUCACCCGAAUACAGAUCCUUUCAAAUUUGAAAUCCACAAACAAGCUGUUCCUGAUAAAGUCUGGAAGAUCUCCAAGAUCAACAAUACUCACGCCCUGGUAAGCCUUCUUCAAAAUCUGAACAAAGCAAACUACAACCUGCCCAUCAUGGUGACAGAUUCAGGGAAACCACCCAUGACGAACAUCACAGAUCUCAGGGUACAAGUGUGCUCCUGCAGGAAUUCCAAAGUGGACUGCAACGCGGCAGGGGCCCUGCGCUUCAGCCUGCCCUCACUCCUGCUCCUCAGCCUCUUCAGCUUAGCUUGUCUGUGAGAACUCCUGACGUCUGAAGCUUGACUCCCAAGUUUCCAUAGCAACAGGAAAAAGAAAAAAAAAAAUCUAUCCAAAUCUGAAGAUUGCGGUUUACAGCUAUCGAACUUCACAACUAGGCCUCAAUUGUUCCGGGUUUUUGUUUUCUUUGCAAUUUCACUUAGUCUGUACUUCAUCAUUUUGACAGCAUCUUCCUCCCUCCUUUAAUUAAUGGAAUCCUCUGAAUUUUCCCUGAAUGUUUAAAGAUCAUGACAUAUGACUUGAUCUUCUGGGAGCAGGAACAAUGACUACUUUUUCUGGUGUGUUAACAUGUCGCUAGCCAGGGUUCCAGGCACCCAGUUUUGUCUGUGGGUUAGUAUUGGUGUAUGUAUGAGUAUCUGUAUGUGUAUAUACACGGUAUUUAUAGAGAGAGACUAUCCCGGAGAAGCCUCGUUUUGAUGCCAUUCUUCCUUGCAAGGUUAAGCAAGGUGGGUGAAAACUAAGACAACUGAACCCUCCAGGGCCUCCCGCUUCAAGGUCAGCAUGAGGACAGACCACAGAGCUGUCACUUUUGCUCUGAAGCUGCUUCUCCACUGUCCCAUUCAGUCUGAAUGCUGCCACGACCAGCCAGGCAGGUCCACAGAGAGGGAGAGCAGAGAAAGAAGUCCUUUCUCUUUACUGAGUUCGAGGACUGCAACUGAUUUUCACUGCCAUCUGAUGCCGUGAUCCUGAGCCAAGGUGGUGAGGAGCAGGGCGGGCAAUUUCACCACCACAUGCCAAGAAAAGGGCUGACAUUUUCUUUCAUGGGCACCAACCUGCAUUUGUCUGUGUCCCGAAUCCACAGUCGCACUGAUUCUUAUGGGGACACAGAUCAUGGUAAAGAAUCUCUCCCUCCUCAGUAAAUGUGUAACUGCAACUGUCAUCACGGAGGUCAUACCUGCAUACAAAGAGGUCUACAGGUACCAUCUUGUAUACACAUAUAUACCCACAUGUACAGACAUACAUUUAUGCACAUUCACUCCGUUUGUUUCAUAUAUACAGGCAUAAAAUAGAGUAAAUACAGGUAGUUUUAAAAGUACCCUUUUGUGUGAAUUGACUACCGUUGUUUGCAAACCUGAAAAUAAAAGACGUUCAUUAUGUAUGAAAAGUAACUGAUUUGUAUUCUGUGAGCAUGUAAAAGCAGAAAGUUAGUGCUUGUUCUAAGAUUCCCUUCUUGUUGAUAAACCGUAAAUGAAUCAUCAAAGCUCACACCAAAUUUUUCUAUCAAAACUAGUGACAGCUUGUGGCUUUUGAUUAGAGCUCGCCACGAACUAGGGUAAGGUAAGUGUCUUAGCAUAUUUUAAUGCAGUUGCUUUACUAAAGGUUUUAACCGCACACGCACACACACACGCUUUCUUAUGCAAUCUAUGUUUGCACUUGUGCUUUCAGUUAGCCUUCUGUAGGAAGUAGAAGUCAUAUGUUGUCUUUGUUGUAGUGAAAUUAUACAGAUAGAGUUCCAUAUAUUGUAUUUGUUUCCAUAGUAAAUCCUUUUGGAACAUAUAGAAUGCAGAGAUUUUUUUUUCCAUUAAAAUAAAUGGGUAUUGGUGGUUAAAA
Messenger RNA from Macaca mulatta (Rhesus monkey), 4080 nucleotides. NCBI's taxonomy places the organism in Eukaryota, Metazoa, Chordata, Mammalia, Primates, Cercopithecidae. The record is from RefSeq and is a predicted model, not a curated record.